AUGACGCCCUUGCGGGUGCAAGCACUUCUCGAGCCAGAGGACAGCUCCUCCUCGGACUUUGUCGAGUCGCCCGAGGAGUCUUCGCCGGAGGUCUCCGACUCCGAUGGGGGAAACAUCCAGAGUGGAGCCGACGCGCCCACUGUGACGUCGGAUGCCUCCGGAGAGCUCGACACCACUGGGGAACAAGCUAAACCUCCAGGCACACAGCGCACAGCGAGAAGCUGCACAAUCCAUUACCUGCCAAUCGUACACAAAACACAAGCCCGAAAAGAACCAGCACUGCCGGCACCGCCAGCCCAAGCGCGAAGCCGCGCAGACAAGCAGCCGAAGGGUCAAGCGGGAGUACAGGAUUUACUCAAGCAAUCAAGCAACAAGCAGCAGGAGCAUGCAGGAGGAAUAAAAUCCCUUAGACGCGAUACCCGGAGGCAGCCGACUGACCAACAUCCUCUGGCGACCUUCUUCGUUGAGGCGCACGACUUCGUUCAUAAUGAAAGAGCGAUCCUCUACCGUCGUGUCAAGGCUCCUGCACCGGCUGCAGAUGGCGCGGCGAUCCCACCUGCCCCGGCUGCUAUGCCUGAUGACGCAGGCCGCCCCCCGGCAUCUGUGGUACACAUCCCUGGUUUGCGCGCUCUCGUCGACUCGUCUCAUGAGCACUUCAUUCCGCCGCCUGCGCAGCGAAAUGUGACCCCUCUUGUCAUGCGCGUCUUCCCUCGCCAUGUGCAUGCUCGCGCUGCGCUGACCGAUCAGCAGCGUGAUAUCCUCACCUUGCACAGCCGCAGGACACACUCGCUCAAGUCGCAGGAUAGGGUCUUGCAGUCUACCAUCUUCGCUCAUUUUCCUGAGCGUGACCUGAGCCACUCUCCGAUGCGAGUCUCGAGCUACUACCCCCUCAAGGCCUUCCCGCACCGCUAUGCUCAGAUGCUCGACUGCUAUCUCCAUGGCAUGCCGAUCUGCCAGUGUCCGACGGAAUGUGAUGGAUGUCAGCGCGAGCUCGACCCCUCCGUUGCUGCACAUCAUCUCCAGACCUGCAAACGCCGAUCCUCCAAGCUUCCCACGGCGCAUGACAACCUUACUCGUACGAUUCGGUCGAUGCUGAACGAAGCUGGUCUUCAGAGCGUCAUCGAUACAGUGGGGGAUCCUCGUUCUCGACGGCAGGUACCCUCCCAUCCUCAUGGCCGCAAGAUGAAGGGCGAUAUCCACAUUCCUGGAAUCCGCGAUCGAGGGCCCGAGCAGUACGAGGGCUUGAUGGCGGACGUGACGUUGGUCCACCCUUACAUUGGUAGCUCUGCCGACCUGACCAAGUGGGGGGAGGUCAACCUCGACGCCCUCCAUGUUGCAGCGUCUGAGAAGAUUCGCAAACAUCGCGCUGCAUAUGCCAUGACUACUCCUCCUCGAGCGUUCAUCCCUCUUGCCAUCUCGACGGACGCGCUCAAUGCCUCUUGA
Messenger RNA from Guillardia theta CCMP2712, 1443 nucleotides. RefSeq lists its product as hypothetical. The transcript is spliced from 3 exons. The coding region runs from base 1 to 1443 and encodes 480 amino acids. The record is from RefSeq and is a predicted model, not a curated record. Lineage: Eukaryota; Cryptophyceae; Pyrenomonadales; Geminigeraceae.